GAAAUAAUUGUUGCUGUGCAGGCACCUAUGCACACAUGCUCGGUUGGGUUGGGCCCAGAGGCCAGAACCCACCCCGGCCAGGUUGACCUGGACGUGCACCUGCACUACCCAGCAGCUUCUCCCCUACGGCCCCACGUGACUGGCCGUGACUUGUCCGCUCGUGCACUAGCCACGAUGCAUCUGUAUGCAAGACGUAACCCACACGCUGAGGCCAUCAGCUCUUCGUAAUUUUCCAUGACAUCCACCCACAGAUGGAGCGGUGACCGCGGCAAAGAGUUGCCCAUGUACCGCCUCGGCUACCAGCCGGGCUGCUGGCCUCUGCGGCUGCGCCUGACGCCGCCCGCCGUGUACCGCCUGGCGCGCCUUCGAGUUCCUGUUCGAGGACGCCCAUUGGGGAGGGGCCCCGGGAGCUGCAGGGGCGCGAGACGCCCCAUAUGUGUGACCGCCGUCAACUUCAGCCACAAGGCUCUGUGCGCGGCGGUGUUCGGCGGCUUUGGGCUCCUGGAGCGCAGUGUGCCGCAGCUGGGCUUCAUUCCUCAUGGCGCUGCAGGUGCGUCCAUGUGCGUGCAUGUUGCCAUGCCGCCAGUGUACUUGGCGGCGGUGCGCCCUUUCCGCGAGGCGCUGCUGCAGGCGGUGGAGCUGACCUGCCAUGCGCUGGAGGCCGGCCUGUUCGCGUGCGCGCUGGCGCUAGUCAACGCACGGCGCGGCCCACCAAGUCAUGGUUGCCUGUUUCUUCAUGUGGCGCUGAUGGUGAUCGUGUAUGAGCUGCGGCGCCUGGCGCUGCUGGUGAUGGCGCUGUGGCGCAUGUGGCGCGAGCGCGGCACACAGGGGCCGUAAGCCUAUGUGACAAGGCUGUGAUACACAGCAGGGACAUAGGACAGCAAAUGGGGCGACGCAAAGCCCGUAUGAUGUACCGGUAUACACGUCCCUCUGUGCACCUCCCUCUCACCCUGCAUCACCGCCGCCGUCGAUCGCUUGGUAAACCCGUCACGAGCCCCGGGGCGUGCGACCGGGCGCAGGCCGGCUGCCGGCGUCAUAGUACGGGAAACAUAUGUGACACGUCAGCUGCUA
This is a messenger RNA of Chlamydomonas reinhardtii, 1071 nucleotides long. RefSeq lists its product as uncharacterized. Bases 235 to 837 code for a protein of 200 amino acids. NCBI's taxonomy places the organism in Eukaryota, Viridiplantae, Chlorophyta, Chlorophyceae, Chlamydomonadales, Chlamydomonadaceae. The transcript has 6 exons. The record is from RefSeq and is a predicted model, not a curated record.